AUGGCCGUGCCCAACUAUACAUUCGACGCCUCCCUCGCGCGCUUCAACAUAUCCAAAGCCGCCUUUAUCGCCGCCCACCCUCCCAUUGCGCGCGUCAUGGCCGCCGCCAUGGUCUUUCGCCCCAACCCUUCUUCUCCCUCUUCCUCCUCUUCCUCCUCUUCCCCUUCCUCUUCCUCGCCACCGCAGACUCUCCUCCUCUGCCGCGCCGCCACCGACUCGUACCCGCUCAAGUGGGAGAUUCCCGGCGGCAGCGUCGACGCCGACGACGCCACCAUUCUCGACGCCGUGGCGCGCGAGCUCUGGGAGGAGACGGGCCUGACGGCCGCGCACAUGGUCGCGCCGAUUGUCAUGGUGCCCGAGGAGCCGCUGACCGAGGCGACGCGCGCAGGGCUGGGCAUACAGCCGCAGGACGAGGGGCUCGGCGUCGACGCCGACGGCUUGACGGUGACGUUUGAGGAGACGGGCAGGCUGUGGGGCAAAGUGACGGCGCUGGUGACGACGGCGGCGGCGGUGCGUGGUGAGGAAGAGGUGGUGGUGCUGAGGGAUGAGGAGCAUGGCGAGGCGGCGUGGGUGACGGAGGAGGAUGUGCAAAGAGGCGAGCUGCCAGAGGGCGACGGGACGAAGGGGCGCAGGACAAUGGACUUUGUGAGUGAUGGCGUGCGGAGGGCGAUUUUGGAUGGGUUUCGUGUGUAUGAAAAGAGUCUGGCAAAAGAGAACAAUGGAGCAUAA
This is a messenger RNA of Beauveria bassiana ARSEF 2860, 729 nucleotides long. Its product is annotated as NUDIX domain protein. NCBI's taxonomy places the organism in Eukaryota, Fungi, Ascomycota, Sordariomycetes, Hypocreales, Cordycipitaceae. The record is from RefSeq and is a predicted model, not a curated record. The transcript has a single exon. Bases 1 to 729 code for a protein of 242 amino acids.